Molecule: messenger RNA, 525 nt
Organism: Hibiscus syriacus
Lineage: Eukaryota; Viridiplantae; Streptophyta; Magnoliopsida; Malvales; Malvaceae
Product: 60S ribosomal protein L26-1-like
Exons: 1
Coding region: 84-524 (146 amino acids)
Biological process (GO): ribosomal large subunit biogenesis; cytoplasmic translation
Cellular component (GO): ribosome; cytosolic large ribosomal subunit
Molecular function (GO): RNA binding; structural constituent of ribosome
Source: RefSeq, a predicted model, not a curated record
GGCCACUCUUAACACCAUAUAUUUUCCCCAAACCCUAUUUCUCCACUUCCUCCAUUGGCCGUCGAAGAGGAACCUCCAAGAAAAUGAAGUACAACCCACGAGUCUCCUCGUCUCGCCGUAAGAGCCGCAAGGCCCAUUUCACGGCGCCAUCAUCCGUUCGCCGCGUUUUGAUGAGCGCGCCGCUCUCAUCGGAUCUGAGGUCCAAGUACAACAUCAGGUCCAUGCCGGUCCGCAAGGACGACGAGGUCCAAGUGGUUCGCGGUACCUAUAAAGGCCGCGAAGGGAAAGUAGUACAAGUGUACCGCCGCAAAUGGGUGAUUCACGUCGAGCGCAUCACGCGUGAGAAAGUGAACGGUUCCACCGUCAAUGUCGGGAUCAACCCAUCGAAGUGUGUUAUCACCAAGCUGAGGCUGGACAAGGAUCGGAAGUCGUUGCUGGAUCGUAAGGCUAAAGGGCGUGCCGCUACUGAUAAGGAUAAGGCUGAAAAGUUUUCCGCUGAGGAUAUCAUGCAGAGUGUUGAUUAAG